Molecule: messenger RNA, 1247 nt
Organism: Cebus imitator (Panamanian white-faced capuchin)
Lineage: Eukaryota; Metazoa; Chordata; Mammalia; Primates; Cebidae
Gene: GPR142
Product: G protein-coupled receptor 142
Exons: 1
Coding region: 414-866 (150 amino acids)
Biological process (GO): G protein-coupled receptor signaling pathway
Cellular component (GO): membrane
Molecular function (GO): G protein-coupled receptor activity
Source: RefSeq, a predicted model, not a curated record
CAUCAGUCAGCCUGCUGACCGCAGUGGCCCUGGCCCGCCUUGCCACCAGGACCAGGAAGCCCUCCUACUACUACCUUCUGGCACUCACGGCCUCAGAUAUCAUCACCCAGGUAGUCAUCGUGUUCGCAGGCUUUCUCCUGCAGGGAGCCGUGCUGGCCCGCCAGGUGCCCCAGGCUGUGGUGCGCACAGCCAACAUCCUGGAGUUUGCUGCCAACCACGCCUCGGUCUGGAUUGCCAUCCUGCUCACGGUUGACCGCUACAGCGCCUUGUGCCACCCCUUGCACCACCGGGCAGCCUCAUCCCCAGGCCGCACCCGCCGGGCCAUUGCUGCUGUCCUCAGUGCUGCCCUGUUGACGGGCAUCCCCUUCUACUGGUGGCUGGAUGUGUGGAGAGAUGCCGACCCACCCAGCACGAUGGAUGAGGUCCUCAAGUGGGCUCACUGCCUCACUGUCUAUUUCAUCCCCUGUGGCGUGUUCCUGGUCACCAACUCAGCCAUCAUCCACCGGCUACGGAGGACGGGCCAACCGCGGGUAGGCAAGAGCACGGCCAUCCUCCUGGGCGUCACCACGCUGUUCACCCUCCUGUGGGCACCCCGGGUCUCCGUCAUGCUCUACCACAUGUAUGUGGCCCCUGUCCACCGGGACUGGAGGGUCCACCUGGCCUUGGACGUGGCGAACAUGGUGGCCAUGCUCAACACAGCGGUCAACUUUGGCCUCUACUGCUUUGUCAGCAAGACUUUCCGGGCCACUGUCCGACAGGUCAUCCACGAUGCCUACCUGCCAUGCACUUUGGCGUCACAACCCAAGGGCAUGGCAGUGAAGCUUGUGAUGGAGCCUUCAGGGCUCCCCAAAGGGGCAGAAGUAUAGAGGAGGGGUCCCAGCUGGGGAGCUCAAGGUGGUUCAUAGCCACAAGUACUGGGGCCUUUGAAGUUGUGGCCCAAAAAUAUUUAUCAACACACUGCUUUCCUUGGGUGGGGGUGGAGGCCCCUCCUUUGGGUGUGGCUCCCAGGUAGAGAGGAGGACAACUCAGCCAACUCUUAUAUUUGCUUCACCAGUGAUCCCUAUUUCCUGGGAAGACGAAAGGGCUCUGCCAGGCAUAGGCUAAUAGCAUCAGUGCUGUGGGCAUUCCUUUGCAAGGGGCAUUUUGCCUGGCUCAUCAUGAAUGAUAGAUUAAUGUUGGUUGAAUGGAUGGAGAAAUGGAUAGAUGGAUGGAUGGACAGUUGAAUGGGUGGACAGACAGAUGGACUG